AUGACGGAGCUGGGAAAUGUGAAGGGAGCAGGAGGCGGAUCCGAGAUUCCAUUCACCCUGAUCCAAGAACGGGAGCCGCAGCAGCGGAGCUGCCGGGAACAGAGUAGGGGAGCCGCUGGUACCGGAGCCGCUCCCGGGCGGAUCCUCACGCUGAUGGGAACCAAACACUCGAGCCGCUGCCUCCUCCGCCGGGCGGCUAGAAUCACCGAGAGCGACAGCCCCGAGGUCUCCAGUGAACACGCUGAGCCUCUGCCAGUCACACAGCCAGUUCAAACCACACAGCAGACACAGACGCCAAUACAGACAACGGUACAGACACCACUGCAGACCCUAUCGCAAACACCAACUCAGACAAGUUGCCUGGGGAGAGGUAAAAUGGCAAAAUAUUUGACACCAGAUGAAAUGACAUCUAAAGAUUACUACUUUGAUUCCUACGCUCAUUUUGGCAUUCAUGAGGAAAUGUUAAAGGAUGAAAUUCGAACAUUAACGUACAGGAAUUCUGUUUACCACAACAAGCAUGUGUUUAAAGACAAGAUUGUGCUGGAUGUGGGAAGUGGAACUGGGAUUUUAGCAAUGUUUGCAGCCAGAGCUGGAGCCAGGAAAGUGUUCGGGAUUGAAUGCUCCAGUAUUUGUGAUUACUCUGAGAAGAUCAUCAAGGCAAACCACUUGGAUGAUAUAAUCACAAUAUUUAAUGGUAAAGUGGAGGAAGUUGAACUGCCCGUGGAUAAAGUUGACAUUAUAAUCAGUGAAUGGAUGGGCUACAGCCUCUUCUAUGAAUCAAUGCUUAAUACAGUUAUUUUUGCAAGGGAUAAGUGGCUGAAACCUGGAGGACUGAUGUUCCCUGAUCGUGCCACACUUUACAUUGUUGCCAUCGAAGAUCGACAGUACAAGGACUUCAAAAUCCACUGGUGGGAGAACGUUUAUGGUUUUGACAUGACGUGCAUCAGGAACGUUGCCAUAAAGGAACCUCUGGUAGAUAUUGUGGAUCCUAAACAAGUUGUGACCAAUGCUUGUCUCAUCAAGGAGGUGGAUAUCUACAAUGUGAAGACCGAGGACCUGUCGUUCACCUCCACAUUCUGUCUUCAAGUUCAGCGAAACGAAUAUGUUCACGCUUUGGUCACAUACUUUAACAUUGAGUUUACAAAGUGUCACAAGAAAACCGGGUUUUCUACAGCUCCUGAUGCUCCAUAUACACAUUGGAAACAGACGGUGUUUUACUUGGAAGACUACCUAACUGUGAAACGGGGAGAGGAGAUCUGUGGAACCAUGGCAAUGAAUCCCAACGCAAAAAAUAAUCGUGAUCUGGAUUUCAGUCUGCAGCUGGACUUCAGGGGCCAACUGUGCGAAGCAUCUCUCUCUCAUGAUUACAGAAUGCGUUAAGUGCACUCUCCAUCAGAACGAUUGUAUCUCAGAUCUUAACACAUUGGAAGUGAUUCUAGAAUUAUGAACAUCAAAGACAUGAAACCCUGCAGCUAAUACACCUUCCUUCAACAUAAGAACAUGCUGCUAGAGUAAUAAGAACAGUCAGUUCUGCCAUUUGGCUUCAAAAUGGUACUCUUCACUUAAACCAGUACCAUACAUGGUUGCAGGGUCGAUGAAUUCCAGUAAAUGGAUAUCAAAACUGUUGUUUUAAAGUGUUUGUUUCAAGAGCCUGGGCCCUGAAGCAGGAGGAAGCUCAGAAUGUAUGACAAGAUUAAAUGGGAUACUAAUGGCUGCUUCACAACUGCUUGUAAGAAAUGCUAGAAUUAUUUUUUGCCUGAACAAAAAUUCUGCUGAAAUUAGCAAAAGAUAUCUCCCUGCACUGUGCCCCUGUAGAAAUUCAGUUCAACAACAAGCACAUUUUCUUUAGUCCCAGCUGCUGAAGAAAUGGUCUUGCACACAUUCAUGUUUUGAUGCAUUGCUAAAUUGACCGUUCAGGGAUGUUACUAUACACCUCUGGAGCAAGUUUGACUUGAACCCAGGUCUCCUAGCUCAGAGGUAGGGAUGCUACCACUAUACCACAACAGCCCUGCUUUCAUUGAUGCAUUAAACUUGGGUGGUUAAUCCGGAUCACGUCAUUCCAAACCUCUCAAUGCUAGCUUAACUUUUGAAUAUUAACGGACAAAAUGUUUACCUGAAGUAUUUGUCAGAAGGUUCUUCUCAUGCAUAAUUCACAUGAUGAAUGUAAAUUACUUGGUAACUGAUUAACUGCGAGUUGCAAAAAUAGAAUUUAAUUAGCUUUUCAUUUUCACAUUUUUGUAAUUGAAGACAGUGUAGUUACAAGUCUUUGACUGAAACUGGUAUCAAACAAAAGUAAGAAAAUGUGGUUUGUGUUGCUGUGUGACCAAGUAUUGAGCCCCGGAUGGCAUUGUGUUACAAGCUAGUGACGACAGCGUGUGGCUAAAGUGAAAU
Rhincodon typus (whale shark) is the source of this 2391-nucleotide messenger RNA. RefSeq names its product protein arginine N-methyltransferase 8-like. Gene Ontology annotation, molecular function: protein-arginine N-methyltransferase activity. The record is from RefSeq and is a predicted model, not a curated record. Gene Ontology annotation, cellular component: plasma membrane. The transcript is spliced from 11 exons. Gene Ontology annotation, biological process: peptidyl-arginine methylation. Bases 1 to 1380 code for a protein of 459 amino acids. Lineage: Eukaryota; Metazoa; Chordata; Chondrichthyes; Orectolobiformes; Rhincodontidae.